AUGUAAAAUGUUAGGGGAGAAUUAGCAUUUUUAUACUUUGAUUAUUAACUUAUUAAAUUGACACCUAGAAAUUGGUAAAAGAUAAUAUCUAUUAGNGAAAAAAUGGGAAAAGAUCAAGAAAUAAUAGAUAAUUAUGAUCAAGCUAUUUCAAUAAUGGUACACCCUGGUAUUUAUGAGGAAAAAGGUACUAAAAUUAUUAAUAAUUUAAUCUAUUGCUUUAGAGAAAAUUAUAUGAAGUAUUUAAUAUAACUAAAUAAUAAAAAUGGAAAGAAGUAAUAUAAUUUUGCAACUGUGAUAAAUAAAAGUUAAGUAACUAUUUUUUUUAGUCAAGAUAUAAAGUAACAAAUGAUUAUAUUAUUUAAUAGUUUAAGCUUUAUAAGAAAUAAAUGAAUAAGAUUAACUCAUUAAAUUAUGUAAUUAAUUCAUACAUAAAAAUGAUAUGUAUAUCUAUAAAUUCAAAGGUUAAUAUAAUAUUUAGAAUUUCGCCUAAGCAUUAUUGAAAUAUGUUCUAUGAUAUUAAAAUAUUUAAAUUAGGGUUGUAGGAAUAAGUUAUUGAAUCAUGGGAUGAAGCUAUAAUAAAAAUGAGAAAGUACAAGAAUUUUAUGUUGAAAAAAGUAUUUUAGAUGGAACUAUUUUUAGUUAAAGCUUUAAAUGAUUAAAAUAGAUAUCAAGAGGCUAUUCAAAAUUGAAAUAUUGUAAUCAAUUUGUAAUUAGAUAAUUAAAUAGAAAUAUAAAAUUGGAAAAGUAUCAAAUAGCCUUUUUCUAUUUAGUGAAUAUCUUAGAAAAAUAAAGUAAUAUUAGAGAAGCUCUAAAGAUAUCUAGAAUUAAUGGAACAAUUAGAAAAAUAUAUUAAAAACAAAUUUGA
Messenger RNA from Paramecium primaurelia, 865 nucleotides. Lineage: Eukaryota; Ciliophora; Oligohymenophorea; Peniculida; Parameciidae. The record is from the annotation of a GenBank genome assembly.